AGGAAGUGCGUUCCUGCCGAAACGGUGGCGUGUGUGUUGUGGGCCCUAGCUAGCUAUACCUGGCUCUCACGCAAUUAUACUUCACGAAAGCCAACAGUGGAUGUCAGUCUUCCAUAUUACAUGUAGAUAACUGACACUUUGACAACCUGCGGUCUGAUAAUGGGAGCGAACAGCAGUACCCGCCGCGUGUCGUUUGAGUCAGAUGAGAACGAGAACAUAUCAGUGGUGAAGGGCAUACGGCUUUCUGAGAAUGUCAUCAACCGCAUGAGGGAACCUGAUGCUCCUCCUAAACUCCAACAUGCUCCCUCUCCACCCACCCUCACUCCUUCUCCUCUCCUGAGGCCAGUUCCUCCCCUCUUUGAUCCCAUCACCUCCUUGCCUCCUCCCCCUCCUCUUGUCGAACCCGUUGCACCUCCAGCUCCUCCUCCACCAGCUCCGUCUGCCACAGAGACUGUGGCUGCACCUCCACCACCUCCUAAGAAACAGCCCCCGGUGGACCCAGUAUCCCUCGCUCCUGUCCCUGAGCCAGUGGUAGUGCCUGAAUCAGUUUCGGUCCCACCACCACCUGCUGCAGCAGCCGUUGAUGAAGAGGCCCUGAGGAAGAAGCUCACUGACGAGCUGUUUAAAAGCUUGGAGCAGGAUAGGGCAAAGGCAGAGCAAGAGCUGCAGGCCUGGGUUGAGGCGGAGAAGGCGCGGGCAGCAGCCCAGGCUCAGGAUGACGCCCAGUCCAUGGUGCAGGCUGAAGUGUCCAGGAUCCUGUCUGUGGAGCGGGCCGCAGGCCAGGAGAGCAUCCAGCAGGCUGUGAUAAGAGAGAGGAUCGCCACCGAGGACGACAAGCUCCGCGCUCAACUCUAUGAGAUUGGACGGAAGGCCAAGCAGCUGGGGGCCAGAGAAGCAGACCUAAACAAGCAGGAUGCUUUCUACAGAGGACAGGUGGCUCGGCUGGAGGAGAGGAGUGCUGACUUCUACAAGGUCACCACAGAGAACUAUUACAAAGCUGCCGACCAAGUGAAUGCCAAGUUCAAGCGGUAUGAGGCAUAUCCUGUGUGUGCAGACCUGCAGGGCCAGAUCCUCGCAUGCUACAAGGACAACGUCGGAAAAACCCUGAACUGCUCCAACAUAGCGGCACUCUACCUACAGUGUGUCAACAACACCAAACAGAACAAGUUGAGGACCGGGGGUUAAGGUAGCGAGUGGAAGAAAGAGAGAGCAAUGAAGAGUUUAUCGUGUGGGAUUACUGAUUAUCGACCGACUGACUAACAGACCAAACCGGAGUGGAGGAAGGAGUGAGUCAGCACCAAGACACACACCCUCAGAACCCGCGUGGAGAACCAAACCCGGAUCAGACGACAGGCACCGAGCACAGCACCCUGAUAGAGAAAUAGACAUGUUUUCCCCUCCAUUCUUCCCCCACUUCCCCACCUCUCUUACCUUUUGUCUAUCUCUCCUGUGAGUGUGUAGCGAGGCAGGGACACAGUCUGCCAUUUUGGAGACAGAGCAGGGACUGACAGGACCCUGCAGGCCUGAGUUUGGCCCACUAGAAGGACAGUAAAUAUGAACCGGACAAAAACCACAAAGAAAGCAAGCCGCCACUUGGACCCAUCCCCUCUCACCUCGACACUGUUAGGAAAAUAAAAGUCUAUUUUUACGAGUAAAAGUCAGUCUUAUUUUGUUGUCCAUACUUGAUUGUUGUCCUGCUCCUAAUGCACUAUCCCAGUAAACAAAUACACAUGUACCCAUCUGUUUCGUCUUUGCAUCUGUUCGUGCGAGAUUGAGUUGUUAAUAAUGUAACUAUCUGCGUGUUGAGUAUUCAUACAGACCAACGCUUGUGACAAUGUGUGAUCAGAGGAAAUAAAAGACGAAACAAUGCA
Molecule: messenger RNA, 1871 nt
Organism: Anarrhichthys ocellatus (wolf-eel)
Lineage: Eukaryota; Metazoa; Chordata; Actinopteri; Perciformes; Anarhichadidae
Gene: chchd3a
Product: coiled-coil-helix-coiled-coil-helix domain containing 3a
Exons: 10
Coding region: 160-1185 (341 amino acids)
Biological process (GO): inner mitochondrial membrane organization
Cellular component (GO): mitochondrion; MICOS complex
Source: RefSeq, a predicted model, not a curated record